Messenger RNA from Peronospora matthiolae, 249 nucleotides. NCBI's taxonomy places the organism in Eukaryota, Oomycota, Peronosporomycetes, Peronosporales, Peronosporaceae. The record is from the annotation of a GenBank genome assembly.
AUGGCGGACACUGCCUCGAAGCAUCGAGCUGAGUUUGCCUUUGUUCAGCUUGAGAACGAAAGAGCUCUGACAUCUCUUCGUGACGAGCUAAGGGUAGCUCGUGGGAUUGUUGAUCGGUCUCGGGCUGAGAUAACUGCUCUUCAGACCCUUGUUGAUGCCCACCAUCGGGAGCACAAGGCUCUCUGCGAGAUGCUUGAGCGCAAGGGCGUUCUUCAUCGGAAGAAGCAGCGUACUGAUGGUACGGCUUAA